Molecule: messenger RNA, 333 nt
Organism: Carlito syrichta (Philippine tarsier)
Lineage: Eukaryota; Metazoa; Chordata; Mammalia; Primates; Tarsiidae
Gene: TRPC5OS
Product: TRPC5 opposite strand
Exons: 1
Coding region: 1-333 (110 amino acids)
Source: RefSeq, a predicted model, not a curated record
AUGGAGUCUAUGUCAAUCCCUGUCUUAGUUGGUGGUCUUGUUGAAUGUGUAGCCCAGUUGAUGAGAAUAGCUGAAGGGAUUUUACAAUUGAUUUCACAAGAGCAAGUUCCUUAUGUAGGACAAAAUGAUAGAACAGAACAAAUAGAAGCAGAUGUAUCUCCUCCUGAAGAAUCUUCAUUACCAGAUCUCGCUGAUCUCUCAGACUUAGAGUCAAUUCUUACACCAAGAGACAAUGAAGACCUAGUCUUUGAUAUAGAUCAAGUUAUGUUAGACAUUGAUGACUUAUAUGAAGAUACAUUCUCUGGUAUGAACGGUGACUUAAGAAGCAACUAA